AUGAAGAAAUUUAGUUUUCGGAAAAGAUUUGCUUUUGAAGAGAAUAUUGUAAAGGGCAGAAUACCACCUGACCAUCACCCCUCGUUCUGGAUCGUUCGGCCACUCCCGAGCGACACUUCGCUCAUUUCUCUCUGCCACGUAUGCCUCGAGAACCCUGCUUCUUCCGGUCACUCCACGUCUCGAGGCCCCAGUGAACACCUAACCGAGUCUACCUCGAGCCUCGCCAACACCCAGACGGCACAGAACUCCCGGGACUCUUCAAAGACUGGUCUCUACUCUGCUGCCCUGGCUUCACCCUCUACGUACUUCCCGGCGCCGUCAACGAGUCUGCCUCCAGUGUUGAGUGGCGGUCGAUUUGGUUGGUCAUUGUCUCCCCCAUCCUCGGAAGGCCACAGAUACCCAGCGAUAGAACCGGUUUCUCCGCCUUCGAACUUCUCUAUGGAAGGACUAUUUGGGGACUUCUCUCCACCCUUAAAGAUCUACGGGAGGACCGGAACCUGAAGGACGACGACCGAUCCGUUUUCUGCUACGUGGUAGAGCUACAGGAGAAGCUAGCAGAGACCGCGCAGAUCGCCGCCAACAAUGGAGACAUCAGUGCCUCGAAAUAAAAGACCUACUUUGACAACAAGAGUCAAGAUACAGUUUCAACCUGGCGAUGAAGUCCUCCUUCCCAGCGAUUCCAGAAAGCUUCUUGUAACUUGGAAGGGACUUUAUAGUUUUAGAGCGACGAGGUAAGGUUGAUUACCUAAUAUAUUGUCCCAAGGUCCGUGAUUGUACCUUACCUAAUAUAUUGUCCCCAAGGUCCGUGAUUGUACCAUGUCAACCUCUUGAAACGUUACAUUCGUCGUGCUAGUGCCAGCUUAAAACGUUACAUUCGUCGUGCUAGUGCCAGCUUAGACGAAGUGUCAACACCUGAAGAGACCGUAGAGGGAACGCCCGAAGAGGAAGAGUAUGUCCCAGUGAACAACCAAUUUAUUUUUGGUGACGACCCCGAGGACGAGUGCUACUCAUUGCCAGUGACACCUGAUGGCUGCUCCGAAAAGGCUAGACGAUCCACGAUCAACCCGAAUUUAACUUCACAACAAGCUGACAUUGAGUAUUUCCUGUCAGAGUUUGACGAUGGAAGUCUGACCUUUUUGAGAAAGAAAUCCUGACAGUCGUCUUAACAUUGUUCGACGGUCGUGAUUGUUCGCCGGUCGUGAUGGUUCCUAAGCCAGGCAACACUUACCGGAUGGCCAUCGACUACAGUCCACUCAAUAGCUACAGUCUUACAGAGCCCAGCUGCAACAUUGGGGAAGAUAUGUACAAGUUUUCCGGUUCAAGAUUCUUCAGAGAGUUGGAUCUCUGCAAGGCUUAUUACAAGUCCCUUUGACAGAGAGAGCCAUGCUGCUAACAGCCUUCCCAACCCACUUGGGCCUAAUGGAGUUCACCAGACUACCUUUCGGCCUGGUCAUUGCUUGUGCCACCUAUAUCAAGCUCCUGCGCAUUGUUCACUCGGGACUUGCUAACGUGACCUUUUAUUUUGAUAAUGUUUUUAUAUACAUACUCUUCAGACUGGACCCUGCAUUUAAAGACCCUUCAUGCCGUGCUGGGCAGGAUCGGGACCCAUGGACUUAAGAUCUCAAAGUGCCAUUUUGGGUUCCCUUCCCUUCUAUACCUUAGCGCUCUGCAAGGUACCACCACCGUCCACUAAGGAACUUCUACGAGGAUUUAUUGGAAUAGUGGGUUUCUAGGAAGUCUUAUCCCUCAGGCAUCCUUCCUCUGCUAAAAAAGACUGUUCGUGAGCCCCUUCCCUUGAUGGACGAGUUGCAGGCCUGUUUCGACCAGCUCAAAUUAAUUCUCUCUUCUAACCCCAUACUUCGUCUCCCCGAUCCCAGCCGUCCUUUUGUACUUCCACUCGAGGGAUACGAGCGGUUUUACUCAAAUAUCAUCUUGGCGUUCCUCAUCCGGUUGCGUAUGCUAGCAGAAAACUGCUCCCCAAGGAAACACGGUAUUCUACCAUUGAGAGGGAAUGCCUAGGUAUAGUAUUCUCCAUUCUCAAGUUUGAUUUUUACCUCAGGGAAAUAAUUUAUUUUGGAAAUAGAUCAAACCCCUCGCCUAUAUGCACACCUUCAAAGGCAAGAAUGAUCGCCUUCUCAGAUGGGGUCUAGGACUGCAACCAUACGAAUUCAGGGUCGUUCAUGUUGCUGGAGCUGUCAAUCUGUGCCUCAGUAGAGUUUAGAUAUUUUCUUAUGUCUUUUCUUUUCUCCAGAAGGAAUCUCAUUCCCUAGGAGUGGUGUUCUACAAGACUAUCUUGGCUAGUCUCUUGGAGGGGGGAGUUAUGUAAAGAGCAGAACACCACCAGAACACCACCUGACCAUCACCCUUCGUUCUGGAUCGUUCGGCCACUCCCGAGCGACACUUCGCUCGUUUGUCUCUGCCACGUAUGUCUCGAGAACCCUUCUUCUUCUGGUCACUCCACGUCUCGAGGCCCCAGUGAACACCUAACCGAGUCUACCUCGAGCCUCGCCAACACCCAGACGGCAGAAAACUCCCUGGAGUCCAAGGACUGGCCUCGCCUCUGUUGCCCUGGCUUCACCGUCUACCUGCUUCCUGGCGCCGUCAACGAGGUUACCUCCAGUGUUGGUGAGAUCAGUGUUCCUCUGGCCGGGAGACUCAUGGUGAGAGCCGGGUGGUGCGCAAGGUGUCCCUUUUGUUAUAUUAUGUAUACCUAUGUGUUUUUGCAAGUCUAGUAAACUUGGAACCAUU
Portunus trituberculatus (swimming crab) is the source of this 2748-nucleotide messenger RNA. RefSeq lists its product as uncharacterized. The transcript has 3 exons. NCBI's taxonomy places the organism in Eukaryota, Metazoa, Arthropoda, Malacostraca, Decapoda, Portunidae. The coding region runs from base 1 to 501 and encodes 166 amino acids. The record is from RefSeq and is a predicted model, not a curated record.